This is a messenger RNA of Onychostoma macrolepis, 5080 nucleotides long. RefSeq lists its product as uncharacterized. The transcript is spliced from 6 exons. NCBI's taxonomy places the organism in Eukaryota, Metazoa, Chordata, Actinopteri, Cypriniformes, Cyprinidae. Bases 2418 to 3524 code for a protein of 368 amino acids. The record is from RefSeq and is a predicted model, not a curated record.
CUGGCUUGACCGCAGUAGUUAAUCGGAUAACGUUAGGUCACUUACAUGGAGCGUGAAAAUGGGCUGAAACUGAAAACAGGUUUUGAUCUUUCAUGGCAAACACAUAUUGAUACCACUUGUUCUGUGAUUUCAGAAGCGUCAGAAAAAAAAAACUCUAUGACACAGGAGAAGUUCCUGAUUUAAACAUUUCUGAAGGGAGCUGCUGACUGAGAAAUAGAAAACAGUUAACCUGAACAAUGUUGCUAACUACAACAAAACUACAAAUGAAGCCUUUUGGGAGGUUUUCUACAUCUUUCAGGAUAACGUCUCUGUGAACCUGGGGACAUUGUCAGGUGAAUCAGGAACAGAUAACGGUGAGGAUUUUGUCUGACGAUCCAUCAGCUGAUCUGCAUGGCGUCUCCAUGUGUUAUCUCCAACCUUUACUGUGUACAUCAAGGGUCCAGUUCUGGUGGUGAUAGUACCUGUAUGAAAGUCUUCUGAAUGUGGCUAUUGCAGAUAAAGCAGCAAGCAGCAUGGGAGAGACUCCAGCAACAAACGGCACACAGACAGAGACUCCAGCAUCAGACAACACAGCAGACCCGGCAUCAGAGUCAACACCGCCGCUCCCCUGUAAUGUGGCUAACACAGAUAAAGCAGCAAGCAGCAUGGGAGAGACUCCAGCAACAAACGGCACACAGACAGAGACUCCAGCAUUAGACAACACAGUAGACCCGGCAUCAGAGUCAACACCUCUGCUUCCCCCCGAGUCUGAAACUCUUUAACUUACUCCUGCAUCUUCCUCCUUAACUUCUCCUAUUUCUUUCACAACCUCCUUGUCCUCACCUAUGUCGUUAUCCGUGGCUCCUCAAGUCUCCCCCCUGACUCAGCCUGUUUUCAAGUUCUCUCAACCCAGUCCUAUAUCUUCUUCCCUGGCUUCUCCUCUGCCACCACCCUCUACCCUUUCUGCCGCUUCUAAACUCACUCCUGUGCCCACUGAGCUAGGUAGUCCAGACUCAGUAUCUUCCUCAGGAAAAAAAAGACAAAUAAAGAGGAGAGCAGAACCUAGAGUGGGAUGAAGUGGAAAAAAUCCUGGGAGCCACAAGAAAAUAUUCAAAGCUCAUCCUGAAGAUGUGUGUGUUCCAAUGUAUUGUUUGUUGUUAGGUUGUAUCGUUGUUGCAGAGACUGAAAUCAGAUUUUGUUUUUCAGUGUUAUUGCACAUCAGUUUAGAUUUAUUCCUGUGUUCUGUAACUGCUUUGUAAAGUAUGUUGCCUCAGUUUUCUGUGUUUGGUGACUGGAUAGAUAAAAUGUUUUGAAAUAUCUGUCAGUGGCUUUGUUCUUUUAUAUACACUUGAUUUUUAAAAUAGUUUAUAAUUGUUAGUUUGUCAUUUAAGAGCAUAAAUACAUGCACUUUAACUAAAAGCAUUUAGUGAUAUGUUUACUGCUGAAACAUUUUGAUAAAGCCAUGUUGUUGUUGUUAUAAUUAUUAUUCAUUUUUAUUAUUCAUUACCAUAAAGCACCUAUUAGCCCACAGCCAAGAUGUUGAUGCUUGCAUAUGGAUCCGCACGUCUCAUGUCUCGUCAGCCCCGUAACAGAAUACUCGGCCAAACAAGGAUCCAGCAGCUGUUCAAGUGGAUCAUGGCCAGGUAUGGACAGCGAUCUUGUUGCUAGCCCUCAAGCAGGGCGCCCGAUCACUCGAGUGUUACAUUGUGGAAUAUUUGGCUUUGGCGAAUGGCUCGGAAUUACCAGACAGCAUGUUGAUAGACUUUUUCUGUGACGGCCUUAAUCAGCCUUUAAAAACAGAAGUAAUUCAUAAGGGUCCACGUUCACCGAGUAGUUUCUUGGACUAUGUUCUGUGGUCUGUUGGUUCAGCUUUCACUGUGGGUGUCGUGGAGGAACGUGACCCCGCACUCUCUCGUCGGAUAGCAGCCACACUGGAGCAGACACACAAAGUGGCAGCGACAGCGAAGCCCGUUCACAAAAUGGCGGCCACAACAACACCACGCCUUGUCAUUGCUGUCAGUCAUGAGCCGAGCCAAGUCACAGUUGAUGUCAGAGAGUCAAAUCAAGUCACCAUUGAUCUCCACGAAUCAAGCCAAGUCACAGCUGAUCUUCAAGUCGCAGCUGAUCUUCAUGAGCUAAGUUAAGUCACAGUUGAUCGUCACGAAUCAAGCCAAGUCACAGUUGAUCUUCAUGAGCCCAGUCAAAUCACAGUUGAUCUUCAUGAGCCCAGUCAAGUCACAGUUUAUGUUAAAGAGCCCAGUCAAGUCACAGUUGAUGUUAAAGAGUCAAACCAAGUCACAGCUGCUCUUCACGUCACAGCUGUCCGGAGUCACGUCACGUCUCCGCUGACCUUCCAGAGUCACGUCAUGUCUCCGCUGACACACCCAGAUCAUCAAGGUCAGUCGCCCAUUAUCCCAGUUUGAUGUCUAGUGUGAGGGAUGUACCGCUGGUGUCUGCACGCACGGCUGGUGUCUGCACGCACUGCUGGUAUCCCUAAACCAGCUCAUUGUAACCCUCCUGUUCCUAUUCCCCUGUCCGAAGCGCUUCCCCUGAUGGGAAUCGCUUUAGGUUAUGUUUGGGCUGCGUACACCACCGCAGAACUGUCUGAGGUGGCAGCAGCUGCCGCAGCCUCUCCAGAGGUGGUGGCAGGUGCUGCAGAACCUCCAGAAGCGGCGGGGCUCACCUCAGCCCCUUGUAUGGUGGUGGCGCCCAGUAAUGUACUCUCAACCUGUUGCGUUACUAACCUCUCCCUGUGUCCUGAGUUUACCGCUGUAGAACCUCCAGAGGUGGCGGCAACUGCUGCAGAACCUCCAGAGGUGUCCGCGGUAUCUGUCUGCAAAAUCUCAUCCUGUCCUGGCAUGGCUAUGGAGGCCGUCAAUGAACUCUCGUUCUGUCCUGUCACAGCUAUGGAGAUUAAUUACGAACUUCCUGUGUUUCCUGCCUCGGUCCUUGGGUCAGUGCAUGUUCUCUCUCCUUUUUAUGUCUCAGUUCUCCCUAGGUCCCAGGCUCUGCUGUGGGUUCCUGACCCGUCGUGGUGGGCUCCUGCUCUAUCUGCUCCACCGUGGUGGUCUUCAGGUCCGUCUGCUCCGCUCUGGUGGUCUUCUGCUCCGCCCUGGUGGGCUCCUGCUCUGUCUGUGCCGCUGUGGUGGUCUGCUGUCUGGCUCUGGUGGUCUUCUGCUCCGCCCUGGUGGGCUCCAGUCCUGUCGGCUCCGCCCUGGUGGGCUCCAAUCCCGUCCUCUCUGCCUUGGCUUCCUGCUCUGCCUUGGUCCCCGGUCACUCUGCUUCCACAGGGACCUGGCCCUCCAUCCCUCCCCCUGUUCCGCCUCCGCUCCACCUCCCUCCUGGAUUAUAGACUGUGUGGAGCGUCUGGAAGCCGCUCUUUGGGGGGGGGGGCCCUGUCACGAAUCUGGUCCCUGCACUUCCGUUCAUUCACCACCAGAGGUCACUCACUCACCACAUUGACUCUCACAGCACACAUCACACUGGACUCAAUUUCCCAUCAUCCAUUACUGAUCACAGCUGUCACCAAUCACUCAUUGCACUAAUUACACGCACACCUGAUCCUACGCACACACUGAUCACAUACCUUAUUUAAACCCUGGACUUUCCUUCUGUCACUGCCGAGUAUUGUAUGCAUUAUCGCUGCCCUACAGAGCCCUGUUAGUUUCCCUAGUCUUGCCUGUUUCGGAUUGUUUUCCCCUGCCUGGACUCUUGCUUACGUUUUGGUUUACCUCUCUUAUCUUGCCCCUUUUGAUUCUGUUCGCUGUUGUAUGACCCACGCCUGUUUUUUGACAACUCUGUGCAUUGCCUAUUAUGUACCUGUCUGCCAUUGUUCGACCCUGCCUGUUUGACCACGUCCCUGAUUCAAUAAAGCUUGCAUAUGGAUCCGCACGUCUCACGUCUCGUCAGCCCCGUAACAGAUACUUCUUGUAAAAUGAUGCUCAAUACCAAGCCACUGGGCUUUGAGCAUCAUGAUGCUAUUGUCAAAUGUAUAUUUCUGCAUUUUUGUAUAGCAACUGUUUGUCUGAACAAUUGAAAAUAUUGAGUGUUUAGGAAAUCCUUUUAAAACAUUAUGAAAUAGCCUACAUUAUUUACGAAAUUUGUUGCUGAUGGUGUAUUACAGAAAUGACAUACUUGAAAUUAUUCCUUGAGUUUCUUACAUUUAUAUAGACGUAAAAAAAAAAUCUUGCAUUUAGCUUUAUUAAACAUUUUAUUGCCGUGGUCACUGGUUUAUUAUUAUUAAUUAUAUAUAUUGAAAUUCCAAGAGUUCAAGCGGUGGAGAAUAGCAUGACGAAGUGAUUAAAUUUAUAUAUGCUACACAAAGUAAAUGUUAGAAGCACUUAGCAGGUGCAUAUUUAGUUACGGCUGUAGGCCAUUGCUUAGGACAAAAAUGUUUCUCUUUUAAAUGUAUUUAUGCAUCAGGUUAACCACACAAAGGAGACUGUCGUUGUAAAAUAUGAGUUGUGUUUAAGUAGCAGUACUUGUUUAACUGCCCGUGUGGAUGCACUCGUUCGGCCAGAACCGGAAAAAAUCUGACGUAAUUUACCAUACAUGGACAAGUAAGUGUGGAGCUGCGCUCGCUGUGAUUGGACUGUCUUUUAAACAAUAUAAAACAGCGUUCCAUGUUCCAACAUGUGUUUUGAUGCUAUUAUUACGUUAGUAAUUAAGUUAACGAUAAAGUGGCGCUAUGUUGUGAGAAAUCACGCCUUUUCAAAGAUCUUAACCCUACCCUAGGCCUUACUACACACUUCAAUGAACUACAAAUAACAACGCCAUGUUUUCCCGUUCCAUUGAUAGAAUAACAGAGUCUUAUGGGUAAUGUAGUUUAAAACAUUUAGUAUAUAAACAAUGUAAUUACUAUCUUUAAUGAACAAUUGGAUAUAUUCAAAAUAUAUUAAUUAUGAAACCCUCUAUGAAAUAUCUGAGAGGCAGGCUGAAAUUUGGUAUAUUACUGUGAGCAUUUUAAAAAACACCUUUAAGCCACCUUUCCAUAUAUGUCUGAAAAUUGUGCCCAACAUUAUUUAGUAAACACAGCAUAAGCAAUUAUCCUGUCAAUUUUCUCUUUGAUAUUCUUAAAGGACUUUGAGUUAUGGCCAUUUGA